Schistosoma mattheei is the source of this 1521-nucleotide messenger RNA. NCBI's taxonomy places the organism in Eukaryota, Metazoa, Platyhelminthes, Trematoda, Strigeidida, Schistosomatidae. The record is from the annotation of a GenBank genome assembly.
GGGAAGACCUUUGUAAGGUCAUUCGCAGCCAAUCGAGUUCGCCGUAUUAGUAGUAUCAUAGGGUAGUGUUGUGUUAAGUUAUCAGAAAGCGGCAUUUAAUCCGGAUUAGUGACUUCCUUAAAAACCAAAAAAAAUAUUGAAUCUAGGAGACGCAGGAACGAAUGUAAUUUAUCUAGUGGUGAACACUUGCGUGUUUUGAUUAAAAGAAGCAUUCUAUCGGGUGAUUGGAUUAGUCAAUGGCUAAUCCUCAUGAGUUGGAGAAAGAUGCAGAUUGGUUCAAAAGACUUGCAGUGUGGGAAGAGUCUCGGAAACAAUACAGAUCUGCUGCAUUUUACUACACUGAAGCUGCUCAAGCACUCUUGAAUUCUUUGGAAGCAGGCUCAAAAACUGAAGGUUUAUUAGAAUUAGCUCAGAAUUACAACAACAAAGUGAAAGAACUCAAAUCAAAAACUGUGGUGGAAGAUGCUUCCAUACCGAACACUCAUGUUUCUAAAAGCAAAGCUGAUUUUGCAAGGGCUCUUUUCUUACUGGAUGACGGUACUACGGAAGAUGAAAAAGGAAACUUCCACAAGGCUUUUGAGCUCUACACAUUGGCUGUAGAGUUAAUGUUAUCCAUAAAACAUGAUGUCCAGGAUCCCUCUUUACUUAAAUCCAUUGAAAAAUUUUCCAAAAGGGGUUUAGAUCGGGCAGAAGAAUUAAAGGCAUAUGUUCAAAGAACACAGCCUCCUUGUUCUGAUUCCCGUUCUUCUUGUAGCACUUUAACGUCAGGAACAUCUAAGAAAUCCCACGGUUUUCAUAAACCCAAUAUGUCUUCGUCUUUGAAAGGAGACCCUGGCGGUUUUACUGUCGAAGAACUGGAGGUAUUGAGGUCCACGUCCGUUAUAAAUGGUCGUGAGUAUUUACCGUUUCUUGACGCCCUUGAUCUACAAGAACGAUUUUCCUUUGCUAAUCCUUUUGUGUUGUAAGCCAAUUUCUUGUAAAUGGCUGUAAUACCCUUCUCAUUUCAAAUAAUUAGUAACCGCAUCCAUACAGUUGGCAGUUUGGUUUACGGUACAAACAUUCCGCCUGUCAACGCUUCAAAGAAGUUAAUAUUUUUUGUUGUCCUCUACCCGUGCUAUUUAAAAAUGACUAAUAGCCUGAGGUUUUUUUAAAACAAAUAUUCAUUCCGCAUAAACUUUUUCCUUUAAUUUCAAACUGUUUCAACAAAAAUUUAAGCCUAUAAGCACUUACUCUUGUUUCGUUUGAUUGUCCUGUUCUCAUGACUGAAACUACUUUUCUGUAUUUUACUUAGAUUUAAUUAUCUUGUAAGAAUAUCCAUUCAAAACCUAGAAAUUCCGAACAAGUGUUUUUCUACAAUAUUGUGCGUCCUGUAAUUUAAUGACAUUUAUGUAAUAUACACUCGUGGACAAUUUUCUGAUUCCCAUUAUUUUCGAAAGGACUGUUGUGAUUUAGUUAGUUGUGAAAUAAAGUUUGUUAAGUUAUUGAUACGACAGUACAACUUACAACAGAAUAUCAAGCGAG